This is a messenger RNA of Coprinopsis cinerea okayama7#130, 1683 nucleotides long. RefSeq lists its product as hypothetical. The record is from RefSeq and is a predicted model, not a curated record. The transcript is spliced from 3 exons. Bases 1 to 1683 code for a protein of 560 amino acids. Lineage: Eukaryota; Fungi; Basidiomycota; Agaricomycetes; Agaricales; Psathyrellaceae.
AUGGCUCAUCCGAGGGGUUAUCUUCGUCUAAAGACGUGCAGGCUACUCCACUCCCAAUCCCAAUCUCGGAUAUUAUGGCUACAAGCUGUCAACAAUAUCUACCGCCGCAACGGAUUUCCCAAACCCUUGCUUCCCCCUCUCGAUGAGCUGAACCUGCGCGACCUGGAGCGUCUGGCUCUAACACCCUCGCUGUUCCUCCGGCUCGUGGAGGGCAACCACGACGAGCACAUCGCCCCUCAUUCUACGCGCGUCUUGGACCAAUCGACGCCCGUGGAUGGUACCCUCGAUUCCGAGCAUGGGGCCAGCGACCCGGUUAAUCCAAACCUUGCUGUGAGAUUAGUCUUCCUCGUGCCGAGUGGGCGCUUUCUUGUUACGCUUUCGGGGCCGGAUUAUAAUUCAGUACACCAGGGUGGGGAAGAUGAGGACCCCGAGUUUUUGUGCUUGUGGGAUCUGGGACUUGGGGAUCUGUAUCCGUUCAGGUCGGCGCCUAUCGCGAAGGUGGAGGUGGAGUUGAGGGGGUUUCAUGGUCCGCAGAUCAGUCUUUCCAAGGAUGGGCGGGCGGUUCGUGUUGUUGGUUAUGGGUCUCCAUCCCUGGAUCAUAUCGUGGUCUACGCAAUUCGUUUGGAUGUACCGCAGCCAGAGUGGGAGAUAAUUGCUGAGCUGUUUGACUUCCCCGAUAGCUGCAUCGCGGUCGUACAGUCGGGAUUCAAGGAUAACCGGGUGUUCAUCGAUACCGGUCAGGGUGUUCAACUCGUGUGGGACUUUGAAAACGACGCGAUUUCGAAGUGGAGGGAAUUGCAGUGGACAGAACACGCACAUUUCUUCGGAAAUUACGUCCUCUCAACAGUGCAUAAAAUCAGCGAGCGCCGUGGGGAGAUGAGCCUCCACCAGCUCCCGCCUUUCGAGCCUUUCGACGACAUUGCGGAUGCGCUUCUGCCGUACUCCUCGAUCGCGGAUAUUCGGAGCAAGUGGAAUGGGCUAACUGAGUUACGGUUGGGUUGGAAGGAGUGGGUAUCGUUUGACUCGCCUUCGUGGGUCCCGGUGGAGUUUGUUGUCUUUGCGAGCCGGUUCCCUAUAUAUACGGAUGCAGGUGGGAGGCUGGGGCAUGGGUUGGAGGUAUACUAUAUUGGCACCCCUCGGUCUGGUGGUGACUCUACCAUAACCGAUGAUGGGGUAGCUGAGGGCGAAGAUAUCGAAGAUGUCGAGGGGAUGGUACCAGUUCCCCGGCUGGCGGGCUUGACUACGGAUUUCAUUGGACCUCUUCCGGACGACUCUAUCCCUCUCAACUACUCCCAUCUUUCGUACCUGGAUGGGCGGAUUUUCUUCGUCUCUACCCAGCUGGACAGCGAGAUGCCACUUCGGAUUACGGCUUGUCGACUUCCGCCCGAGUCCUCGUUGCCAGUCGACUCGGAGGAGGGGACGAAGUUAUCUGCAGGCCCAACUAGUACUAGCACUAGCACCUUGUCUUGGUCCACUGUCCUUUUGGACUUUCCGUACUCCGACGACCAACAAGAGGUGGAAGUUUAUGGAGAGAAGUGCGGUGUUUGUCCUUUUAGUGGGAGGGUGGUGGUUGCUUCGAGGGAUCCGGACAGGGACAUUGGGAAAGACGAUAUUCGUGUCAUGGAUUUUGUUCGUUCCCCCUCUCCGAUGGUGCCUACUAGUAGUAGGAGUACUACGACCUGA